This is a messenger RNA of Entrophospora candida, 939 nucleotides long. Lineage: Eukaryota; Fungi; Glomeromycota; Glomeromycetes; Entrophosporales; Entrophosporaceae. The record is from the annotation of a GenBank genome assembly.
AUGUCACAUUUAACAAGUUCAUUAGCAGAAAGUCAAGCUCUUUAUUUAGAUCCAGCGAUCAGAGACUGGGUUCUAUUGCCGAUUAUGGUAGUGAUGGUGUUAGUAGGAAUAUUUAGAGAUCAAGUAACAGUUUUACUAGGAGGAACGUCAACGCAAAAAAAAAUGACACUUAAAGCUAUUAGGGAAACAAGGGUAUUGACGCGUGGUGCAACUCUAAGAAGUUAUGGGAAUCACAUACCACCAUUGUCAUUUCAAAACAGAAAAACAUAUUUAUCAAAUGCAUUAAAAAAAGGAGAUUAUUUAAAGAAUCCGGCGGCAGCAAAUCAAAUGGUUAAUCCGAUGACAGAUCCUCAAGGUAUGGAGAUGAUGAUGGAAGGAAUGAAAAAAAAUAUUGCAAUGAUUAUACCUCAAACUCUUAUAAUGGGAUGGAUUAAUUUUUUUUUUUCUGGAUUUGUGUUAAUUAAACUACCAUUUCCACUUACAUUAAGAUUUAAAUCAAUGUUACAAAGAGGAGUUGAGACACCAGAUAUGGAUGUGACUUGGGUAUCGUCGUUAUCAUGGUAUUUUUUGAAUUUAUUUGGAUUGAGAAGUAUUUUUACAUUAUUAUUAGGCGAAGGAAAUUCAGCAGAUGGUGUUAGAGACAUGACAGCAAUGUCACAAAUAGGUGCACCGGCAGCAGGCCAACCACAAGAUUUUGCUAAAUUACACUUGGCAGAACGUGAAAAUUUAGAAUUAACUACUCAUAAUUGGGAAUUGGAAGAUAUCGAGUAUAGAUUGUUAGUAUUGUAUGGUAAAAGAAAACCAAGGUCUAAUAAUGGUGGUGAUAAUAAUAAAAAUGAAGAAAUUGAUUAUAAUGAGAAAAAUAGUAAUAGUAAUAACAAUGGAAACAUUACUGAACAUAAAAGUAAAAAUAGAAGAAAAGGCGGUAAAAAAGAUUGA